CUUUCGUAUAUGAACAGAGCACGAGAUAGAAACGCAAUGCUUUACUCUGCAUGUCUAUAGAGAGAGAAAGCUGUAUAUACAGAGAGAGAGAGAAGAAAGUCUGCUAGCACCGCCGUGAUUGUUUUGCUGGAUCGAAUCAAACCCACCUUGCCCCAACUCCUCCUCAACGACGACCACCACCGCCGCCGUCGCAAGCACUACACUGAUCAGUUGUUUCUUCGUGAGGUCAGAAAAAGUUGGAGUUGUGGUGAUGGCACCGAGCACGAUUCGGAAGGCGAUUGGGGCGGUGAAGGACCAAACGAGCAUCAGCAUCGCGAAAGUGGCCGGAACUGUAGCGCCAGAGCUGGAGGUCUUGAUCGUGAAGGCGACGAGCCACGACGACGAACCAGCAGAUGAGAAGUACAUUCGGGAGAUUCUUCAUCUCACUUCGUAUUCCAAACUCGGCUAUGUCAAUGCAUUUGUGUUUUCAAUUUCGAAGCGGCUGAGCAAAACACGUGAUUGGAUUGUUGCUGUAAAGGCCUUAAUUCUCGUCCACAGAAUGUUGAUAGAUGGAGAUCUAGUUUUAGGGCAAGAGAUCAUGUAUGCCAGCCGAAGGGGUACUAGGGUUUUGAAUAUGUCCGAUUUUCGCGAUGAGGCACACUCCAAUUCUUGGGAUCAUUCGGGUUUUGUCAGGACUUAUGCUUUGUACCUUGAUCAGAAGCUUGAAUUCAUAGUGUAUGAGUUGAAAUCGAGCCUUGAUGAUCGGAGGCGAAACAAUGAUGCUUAUGGGAAUGGAGAUUUCAAAGAUGAGGAUAGUUAUGGGACAACUAGGAGGUCGUCGUGGUCUUAUGGUGAUUUGAAUGAGUUCGCAGGGAGAGAACAGAGAAGAGAGGCAACCCCGGUUAGGGAAAUGAAGCCCGAGAGGGUUUUGGAGAAGUUGAAUCAGUUGUUGAGGCUUCUUGAUCGGUUCUUGGCUUGUAGGCCCACUGGGGCGGCCAAGAAUAGUAGGAUGGUGCUUGUUGCACUCUACCUUGUUGUGAAGGAGAGUUUUAGGCUUUAUGCUGAUAUAUGUGAGGUUUUGGGGGUUUUGUUGGAUAGGUUUUCGGAGAUGGAGUAUGCAGAUUGUGUUAAGGCUUUCGAUGCUUAUGUUAAUGCGGCAAAGAUGAUUGACGAGCUUGUGGCAUUUUAUAGUUGGUGCAAGGAUAUAGGGGUUGCAAGAUCAUCAGAGUGCCCUCAAGUGCAAAAAAUUACUGAUAAGCUUUUGGGGACACUCGAGGGGUUUUUGAAGGAAAGAGCAAAUAGGCCGAGGAGUCCUGAGAAAAGUAGGGAAGAUAGUUCGUCAGUUGCGAAAGAGGAGGUAGUGCAAGAUUCGAAUGAGAUAAAGGCACUUCCUGCACCGGAGAAUUAUGCUCCUCCACCGCCACCUGAACCACAACCACAGCCACAACCUCAGCAGGUGGCGGAGGACUUGGUCAAUUUGAAGGAUGGAGUGUCUGCUGAGGAUCAGAGCAACAAAUUGGCAUUGGCGUUGUUUUCUGGGCCACCCACCGCCAAUGCAAACAGCUCAUGGGAAGCCUUCCCGACAAAUGGAGAGCCUGAAAUGACCUCAGCCUGGCAAACACCGGCAGCUGAGAGUGGUAAAGCGGAUUGGGAAUUGGCAUUGGUUGAGUCUGCUAGUAACCUCUCAAAGCAGAAAGCUGAUUUAGCCGGUGGUUUUGAUCCAUUGUUGUUGAAUGGCAUGUAUGAUCAGGGAGCAGUGAGGCAGCAUGUAAGCAAUACUCAGCUGAGCGGUGGGAGUGCCAGUAGCGUGGCAUUGCCUGGGAUGGGUAAGAGAGCAACGCCAGUGCUUGCAUUGCCUGCCCCGGAUGGUACAGUCCAAGCGGUGGGGCAUCAAGACCCCUUUGCAGCAUCACUAUCAGUGCCGCCUCCUGCAUAUGUGCAGAUUGCGGAUAUGGAGAAAAAGCAGCAUAUGCUUGUGCAGGAACAACAAAUUUGGCAGCAGUAUGGAAGUAGUGGGAUGCAAGGGCAAGUGGGUUUGGCCAAGAUUGCCAGUGGCGGCGUGGGUGGCGGUUUUUAUGGCCCGGGUUCACAACCAAUGAUGAUGCCUUAUGGAAUGGCACCAGUCACCGGCAUGGGACAACCUGGAGGUUACCUCUCCACACCCUACUGAACUGGCUUUUGUGUAUGCCAUUGUGUUUGAUUUGUGUACUUACUAUUUGCAUAAGAGUGAGUAGAAGAAAAUUAUAGAGGCCAUACUACCAGCAGAUGAGUGUUUCAUAUAGUUUCACUUUGUUUUGGUUGUAUCUUGGCACAGUUGAUGAUUACAUAAUCAUAAAAUUAUUUUCAUUUUUGGCUCA
Molecule: messenger RNA, 2336 nt
Organism: Camellia sinensis
Lineage: Eukaryota; Viridiplantae; Streptophyta; Magnoliopsida; Ericales; Theaceae
Product: putative clathrin assembly protein At2g25430
Biological process (GO): vesicle budding from membrane; clathrin coat assembly; clathrin-dependent endocytosis
Cellular component (GO): clathrin-coated pit; clathrin-coated vesicle
Molecular function (GO): clathrin heavy chain binding; SNARE binding; 1-phosphatidylinositol binding
Source: RefSeq, a predicted model, not a curated record